AUGAAUCUGCGAUACGAUGGACAGGUGGUGGUCGUUACUGGGGCUGGCUCUGGGCUGGGUAAAGCCUAUGCCAAGUUCUUUGCCACCAGAGGCGCCAGUGUGGUCGUGAACGACCUUGGAACGUCUGUAAGAGGCGACGCUCAGGGUUCCAAGACCGCAGAUGUAGUCGUUGGCGAAAUUAUUGGGGAUGGUGGCAAAGCGGUGGCGGAUCACCACUCAGUCGAAGACGGAGCCGCUAUAGUUGAAACGGCAAUUUCAUCCUUCGGUCGUAUCGAUGUUCUCAUCAAUAACGCUGGAAUCUUGCGUGAUGUGAGCUUCAAAAACAUGACAGAUGCCGACUGGGACUCGGUUCAGAACAUUCAUAUGAGAGGUGCGUACAAGACGACUCAGGCCGCAUGGGUUCAUUUCCGCAAACAAAAGUUUGGCAGAGUCAUUUUGACCUCAUCUGCUGCUGGUCUGUACGGCAACUUUGGUCAGUGUAACUAUGCUGCGGCCAAGUCCGGCUUGAUCGGCCUCGGCGAGACUCUAGCCAAGGAGGGACUGAAAUACAACAUCUUGACAAAUAUCGUGGCUCCGGUCGCCGCUAGUCGCAUGACAGCCACGGUGAUGCCACCGGAUCUACUUCAGCAUCUUACACCAGACUGGGUUGUGCCGCUGGUUACACUCCUAACUCACCACAGCAACACUUCCGAGAAUGGUUCCAUUUUUGAGGUCGGUGCAGGACAUGUUUCAAAGAUCCGAUGGGAAAGGUCGAAAGGAUCCAUUCUUAGGUGUGAUGAGACCUUGACUCCUGGCGCUGUUCUUGAGAAAUGGCACGAGAUUAACGACUUUACAAUUCCUGACUAUCCUUCCACCACUGCCAACUUGGUUGAGCUCCUCAAGCAUUCACAAAAGCUUCCACCUAAUACACAACAGGAGGAUUUGCGAUUUGAUGGAAGAGUUGCCGUCGUCACUGGUGGAGGCGCUGGACUCGGUAGAGCAUAUUGCAUCGGACUAGCCAAGCUUGGGGCCUCUGUUGUCGUAAAUGAUUGGAAGGAUCCUCACAGAGUUGUGAACGAAAUCAUGUCGUUUGGAGGAGUGGCUGUCCCAGACAAUCACUCGGUAGAAGACGGUGAUGCUGUCAUCGAUACAGCGAUCCGUGCUUUUGGAAGAAUCGACAUAUUGAUCAACAACGCGGGCAUCCUACGAGAUAAAGCGUUCCAGAAUAUGACCGACAAGAUGUGGGACGACGUGAACAAUGUUCAUCUCCGUGCGACCUACAAGUGCGCCCGAGCAGCAUACCCCUUUAUGGUGAAGCAGAAGUACGGCCGAAUUGUGAACACAACGAGUACGAGUGGAACCUACGGGAAUUAUGGCCAGGCAAACUAUGCUGCAGCAAAAACAGCAAUUGUAGGCUUUUCCAGAGCCCUGGCUAUCGAAGGUCAAAAGAACAAUAUUGCAGUGAAUUGCAUCUCACCAUCAGCCGGUACCGACCUAACAAAGGGAGUUCUCCCCGAGGAGGUAGUCAGAUCUCGCAAGCCAGAAUACGUAGCGGCGAUCGUGCUGCUUCUCUCAUCAGACAAGGUUCCCGGUGACGCCAGAGGCAAGAUAUUCGAGGCUGGCUGUGGCUGGCACGCAGUGACGAGAUAUCAGCGAUCAGAUGGCUACGACUUCCCAAUUGACAGGCCUCUUACGCCGGAACUUGUGCUUGAGAAGUGGAGCGAAAUUGUGUCAUUCACCCCUGGCAAGGCAUCCACACCUACCGAUGCUGGGGAUACUCGCCGGCGUAUCAUGGCAAACGUUGCUAGAUUCGGGAAGGCCUCGCCGGACAACCAGAAGUGGCUCGAUGCUAUCAGAAUGGCAAAGAAAGCGAAGCCUCAGCUAACUGAGAUGAGCUUUACUGACAGAGAUAUCAUUCUGUACAACAUUUCCAUCGGCGCCAGCGUAUCUCAGCUACCCUGGGUAUUCGAAAAGCAUCCUGGCUUCGAGGUCAUCCCUUCUUACGGUGUGAUUCCAGGCACAACCGCAACUAGACCGUUCCAUCUGAAGGAUCUCGUGCCCAACUUCUCAUACAAGAAGCUUUUACAUGGGGAGCACUACCUUGAGAUCCACAAGUACCCCAUUCCCACUGCGGGGACCUUUGUAUCAGAGAGCAAACUCAUUGACGUUCUGGACAAGGGUAAAGCUGCGGUAGCUAUUAUAGGCACCACGACUCGUGACAAGACUACAGGGGAAGCUAUAUUCUAUAACGAGCUAACUCUCUUCCUACGUGGUGCCGGUGGUUUUGGUGGUCCAGCCACUAGAAGCGUCACAGGCAGGGGCGCAGGUGUACAUGUCAGCAUUCCUGAGGGGGAGCCUGAUCAAGUAGUAGAGGAGAAGACGUCUAGCGACCAAGCAGCUUUGUACCGUCUCAACGGAGACAGGAACCCCCUACAUAUCGACCCGACUGCCAGCGCCGCCGGGGGUUUUAAAGUGCCCAUACUUCAUGGCCUCUGCUCAUUUGGUAUCGCUACCAAGCAUGUAGUCUCAUCCUACGGCCCGAUCGUCAGUGUAAAGGUUAGGUUCACGGGGACUGUAGACCCUGGGCAAACGCUGCGGACCAGAAUGUGGCUGCAGGGCAAGCGUGUUGUCUUUCAGACCGAGGUCAAAGAGACCAGUAAGGUUUGUCUUGGAGGAGGAGUUGCGGUUCUUCGUAGCCCAGCCAAGACCCAUUUGUAG
This is a messenger RNA of Fusarium musae, 2697 nucleotides long. RefSeq lists its product as uncharacterized. NCBI's taxonomy places the organism in Eukaryota, Fungi, Ascomycota, Sordariomycetes, Hypocreales, Nectriaceae. The record is from RefSeq and is a predicted model, not a curated record. The transcript is spliced from 4 exons. Bases 1 to 2697 code for a protein of 898 amino acids. Gene Ontology annotation, molecular function: oxidoreductase activity.